Molecule: messenger RNA, 810 nt
Organism: Rhizoctonia solani
Lineage: Eukaryota; Fungi; Basidiomycota; Agaricomycetes; Cantharellales; Ceratobasidiaceae
Product: White collar 1 protein
Exons: 3
Coding region: 1-810 (269 amino acids)
Cellular component (GO): nucleus
Source: RefSeq, a predicted model, not a curated record
AUGUCCCGUCUCCGUGCCACGGCCCAACGCCAAUUUGCACCUCGCUUUGACGCCCUGGGUAUCCUCGCCAAGGCAGUCAUGCGUCCCCAGCCCGUUAUACAUCUUGGUCCAAUCGACCAUACGGCCUCUUGCGUCAUUGUUGAUCUUGAUCUUCCCGACCGUCCGCUCGUAUGGGCUUCUGAUUCAUUUUGUCAAAUGUCUGGCUAUGCUCUCGAGGACAUUCGGGGCCGCAAUCCUCGGUUCAUGCAAGCACCCGGUGGUCAUGUCCUCUCGUCUCCGAAUUCAGACUCUUCGGAUGAGGAUGACGCACAGUCUGGGCCGGCUCCGAACGAAAGAUUUCCCCCCUCGACGUCACCACAUGACGUAGCGGAAUCCCAACCUCAGCCGUCUAGACCACCCCCUGUGGUUGUACCAGGAUCUGGAUCUGGAUCAUCUUCUACCAACUCGGGCUCAUCCACGGAGACUGUGUCAUCUGCUCCAAAGCCCGAGGAUAUCCCUGCACCUACAACAUCUGAUGCUUACAUCCAUCCACCACAAUCACACGUGCCGCCUGGUUCCCAAAGGACACAUACCAACCACGACACCGUCCGAUAUAUCAAAUCAAAACUCGAUGCAAACGAAGAGCUUCAAUGUGUCGUUCUCAAUUACCGUAAAGACGGAACACCAUUCUGGAACUGGUUAAGUGUCGUGCCAGUCCGCGAGGGGGAAAGGUUUAGGUGGCAUGUUGGAAUCAUGGUCGAUCUCGUACAGCAGCCACAACAAAUCAUGCGAGCUAUGCAGGCCGGAUACUAUAUUCGCACCCAACCGUGA